AUGGGAUGCUGCAUAGAUUUGCUUUACCUUAUCACCCCCAAACUAGUGGUCAAGUCGAGGUGUCAAACAGGGAACUUAAAAGUUAUUCUUGAGAAAACUGUACACAAGUCCCGAAAGAACUGGUCCGACAAGCUUAAUGAUGCCCUUUGGGCUUAUAUGACAGCUUUUAAGAUCCUUAUCGGGACUAAACCAUUUAGACACAUCUACGGGAAGCACUGUUACCUCCCUGUAGAGUUGGAGCAUAAGGCCCAAUGGGCCAUUAAGACCCUCAAUUUUGACCUCAAAGCCGCAGCCUAUGAGAGUGCCUUGCUCUAUAAGAGAAGACUAAAAGAUGGUGACCAAAGUUUUUCCACACGGCCCCAUAGAGGUUCAAGGGCCAACCAACACCUUCAAGUGAGCGGUCACCGUGCUAAGCGUUAUCAUCUCGGAGAGUCGAUUGAGACCUCAGAGGUCUUGUAUAUCGAGCCUAGUUAA
This is a messenger RNA of Amaranthus tricolor (Joseph's coat), 474 nucleotides long. RefSeq lists its product as uncharacterized. Bases 1 to 474 code for a protein of 157 amino acids. The record is from RefSeq and is a predicted model, not a curated record. Gene Ontology annotation, molecular function: nucleic acid binding. NCBI's taxonomy places the organism in Eukaryota, Viridiplantae, Streptophyta, Magnoliopsida, Caryophyllales, Amaranthaceae. The transcript has 3 exons.